Molecule: messenger RNA, 705 nt
Organism: Pseudogymnoascus destructans
Lineage: Eukaryota; Fungi; Ascomycota; Leotiomycetes; Thelebolales; Thelebolaceae
Exons: 2
Coding region: 138-512 (124 amino acids)
Source: RefSeq, a predicted model, not a curated record
CGAUGUGAAAAGUAUAAAACUCCCAAGCAUUCCUCUUUUCUUAUUUCUCAUCAUUACACUUACGUCAGCUUCUCCAAUACAAUCUAGAACAUCAAUCACUUAACUACCCAAAUACGCCUUAACAAGCAACCGCAACAAUGCAAUUCACCAGCAUCCUCUUCCUCGCUAUCCAAGCUACCGGCGUCCUCUCAGCUUCCUACGCCGGCAACACAGGCGUCGCUCCCGACCUCUCCAACUCCUCCAUGCCACCCCCAGGCACAGAAUGGGCUCGCUCCUCCGAUAAAUUCAAUCCCCUCACCGCUCGCGGUUGUGUCUCCACUGCCCCUUUCGGAUGUGAUCUCGGCAAAGGCCGCUGCUGGAAAGUCUGCCGUGAUGGCGGACAAUGGUGCUGGACUGCUGGUGGUGAUGGAUCUGGAGACUGGAACACGUGCUCUGAUUGGGGACAAUGCAACCAGCAGCAGUCGUGUGGGCGGAACUGCCACAACGCUGCUGAGUGCGGAUGCAGCUGCUAGAGUAUUCCAGAAAGGGGGGUGAAGGGCUGGAUGCAUGGUUGGUGCUUGGGGAUUAUGGCUGAGCUUGUUUGCACGUUGUCACUCCUUAUUAUUUGAUGUGUAGAGGAUUCGGUUGUUGCUCUUCAUGCUCUUCACGCUCAUUAUGUAUUUUAGUGUCUGCAUACUCUAAUAUAAAAAGUAUUUCACUUUUAUU